Messenger RNA from Sorex araneus (European shrew), 903 nucleotides. RefSeq names its product ADP ribosylation factor like GTPase 3 (gene ARL3). The transcript has 6 exons. Gene Ontology annotation, cellular component: microtubule cytoskeleton; cytoplasm. The record is from RefSeq and is a predicted model, not a curated record. Gene Ontology annotation, biological process: cilium assembly. Gene Ontology annotation, molecular function: GTPase activity; GTP binding. Bases 130 to 678 code for a protein of 182 amino acids. Lineage: Eukaryota; Metazoa; Chordata; Mammalia; Eulipotyphla; Soricidae.
UGCCCCUGGUAACGGGGGAGGCAGCAGCAGCAGCAGCAGCAGGAGGAGGAGGUGGAGGAGGAGGUGGAGGAGGAGGAGGAGGAGGAGGCGGAGGCGGAGGAGGAGGAGGAGGAGGGACCCGGCGGGAGGAUGGGCUUGCUCUCAAUUCUGCGCAAACUGAAAAGUGCACCGGACCAGGAGGUGAGAAUCCUUCUCCUGGGCUUGGAUAAUGCUGGCAAGACCACUCUCCUGAAGCAGCUUGCAUCUGAGGACAUCAGCCACAUCACACCUACACAGGGUUUCAACAUCAAAAGUGUACAGUCUCAAGGUUUUAAACUCAAUGUAUGGGACAUUGGUGGACAGAGGAAAAUCAGACCAUACUGGAGGAAUUAUUUUGAAAAUACAGACAUUCUCAUAUAUGUAAUUGACAGUGCAGACCGAAAAAGAUUUGAAGAGACGGGCCAGGAACUAGCUGAACUGCUGGAAGAAGAGAAACUGAGUUGUGUGCCAGUGCUCAUCUUUGCUAACAAGCAGGACCUGCUCACGGCAGCCCCCGCCUCGGAAAUCGCCGAGGGGCUGAACCUGCACACCAUCCGCGACCGGGUCUGGCAGAUCCAGUCUUGCUCGGCUCUCACCGGAGAGGGCGUUCAGGACGGCAUGAACUGGGUCUGCAAAAAUGUCAACGCAAAGAAGAAAUAAAAGCACGGAGGUGCGGGAGCUGCGGGCGCCGGAUUCCACCCUGGAAACACUGAUUUGCUGCUUUCUGACCAAAUGUUUUCCCAUCUGUGCGCACAGCUACAGCUGUUUGGAGAGAGGGACCAACACAGCCGAGAAAGAAUCCCCAUUCCAGCAGUAGAUUUAACUGAUCUCUGAGGUUCAGUAUCAUUUUUCAAAUAAAGGAAUUAGAUUAUUUCCUCUGCAUAA